Messenger RNA from Guyanagaster necrorhizus, 1092 nucleotides. RefSeq lists its product as uncharacterized. The record is from RefSeq and is a predicted model, not a curated record. The coding region runs from base 1 to 1092 and encodes 363 amino acids. Lineage: Eukaryota; Fungi; Basidiomycota; Agaricomycetes; Agaricales; Physalacriaceae. The transcript has 13 exons.
AUGGGCCUCGAUAUAGAAUCAGAUCCGUGGCGGAGCCGGGGCUGCUUAAAACGACUCACUGCAGGUAAAUACGGAGCUGCGCCGUUUAGUUGUGUCAAACUUCUUUCUGGUGCGUUCCGAUUAUUUCAUAAUUACCUGCACAUGAUUGCUAUGUCUUUCGUGUACUGGGAUCAUUUCGUUACCCUCGACACAGAGAUUGAGUAUCUAUGGAAGCAGCCCCAAACACCCAGUGCCAGAUUGUUCUUUCUGAACAGAUAUCUCUCGUUUUUUGGGAACAUAUGUGUAACAGUGCUCGCGUUCACGACACUAUCAGUGACGGUGCGCAACCCUUCUCCAGUGAUUCAAUCGACAGCUAAUAAAUUCACAGAGCUGCCAACAUUACAAUCUGGUCCGCCAAGUGCUAUUAAUUAUCAGUCAAGUUAUUUCCUUUUAACGAUGCGGAUAUACGCUAUUUAUGCUUGUAGCCUGCGUAUUCUAUUCUAUAUGGUGGCGAGCGCCAUCAUUCUUACCGGCGUUUCCUGCUGGUCUCUCUCCGGUCAAAAACAUGUCAACUUUAAGCCCUUAUCCGGUUGUCACAUUGGUUUGGAUCGAGAUACCGCCAUUCGCAUAGCAGCAGCGUGGGAGGCACUCUUCAUAUACGAUACCAUUCUUUUUUCCUUGACGCUCUUCAAAACAUACAAAGAACGACGGAACCAUAUUACGCCCGACAUUCUGUCCCUCAUCCUCCGAGAUGGCGGUAUAUACUUCGCUGUUAUGGCCCUUGCUAAUUUAUCUAAUAUUCUUACAUUUUACUUAGCUCCGGUGAAUAACACUUUCCUUGAGCAUAAUCCUUCUUAUCCAUUACUUGUUCCGUGGCAGCCGUUUCUCCGUGGCUCUCUAUCAUCCUUUGCCAGUUGUAUUUCUGUGACAAUGAUGUCCCGACUCAUGUUAAAUCUGCAUCAGACUGCAACUAUUGGAAUAUUCUCAGCAGGCUUUCCCACUAAUGACUUGACAUUUCGAACAGUCGAGACUGCUACGGUACAAUUCGAUGAUGAUACAGAAUUGCAAGAUUUUCCAUCAGAGUCAUCUUAUCGACCUAUGGACUGUAUUUAG